AUGGCUGGCGACAAGUCGAGCACGUCCACCGGCUCUCGCGCGAAUGAUGCCUUUCCGCGAGCGACGCUUCCAGCGGAUCUCCAGAAGCUCGUCGACAAGCAAGAUGACUACUGGGAGGACGUGUACGACGGCGCGGGCCCAGAUACCACCGAAACGAAUAUGCGAUAUGCUGCUUAUGCAAAUCGUCUGCGGACCAUUAUGCUGAGCGCCCAACGUUACGUUGCAUACACAUCCGACAUUGGCGAGUCUUUUCGUCCUGUUGCGCACCCCUACCUGGUCAGAGGGGCGUACGCCGUAUCAUGGGCAUAUAUACUUGGCGAUGUCGGCCAUGAAGGCUACAAAGCCUACAAGAGGAACCAAAGACUUCUAUACCCGCAAUCUGAGGAGUAUCAUGAUGCGACAACGAAGGGCCCAGCAGAGGCAGCUCAGUCGCCGGCACCGACGAAACCGGUCCAGCUACCUGCCAUUGAAGACUACCGAAGUGUGAUGGUCCAACGGGCGGUCUUCCAGAGUCUUGCAUCUAUGGGGUUACCGGCAUUCACUAUCCACAGUAUUGUCAAGUACUCUGGAAAGGCACUGAAGAAUGCAAAGAACACCACCAUCCGGACAUGGGGUCCCAUCGGGCUUGGUCUGGCGGCAGUGCCUGCACUUCCAUAUCUGUUCGACAAACCUGUUGAGGAGGCUGUUGAGUGGACUUUCUACCAAGCCUUCCGCGCGAUAGGUGGCGAGAGCGCUGUCGGCGAUAGACAUGCUACUGGGAGGGAAAAGACAUUACAGUCCGAUGCGAAAGCGGCUAAAGCGAAGAAAGAACUAUAA
Molecule: messenger RNA, 816 nt
Organism: Capronia coronata CBS 617.96
Lineage: Eukaryota; Fungi; Ascomycota; Eurotiomycetes; Chaetothyriales; Herpotrichiellaceae
Exons: 2
Coding region: 1-816 (271 amino acids)
Biological process (GO): mitochondrial fission
Cellular component (GO): mitochondrion
Source: RefSeq, a predicted model, not a curated record